AUGGGGUUGUCUUUCACCAAGCUUUUCAGCCGGCUCUUUGCCAAGAAAGAGAUGCGAAUACUUAUGGUGGGUCUUGAUGCUGCUGGUAAGACGACUAUACUGUACAAGCUGAAGCUGGGAGAGAUUGUUACAACCAUCCCCACAAUUGUAAAGCUACAUAGAUCAAUUCAAAGAUGUUUAGCUGAGAAGCAUGCACAUUUUCACAUGAUUCGACCUUUGUGGAGACAUUACUUCCAAAACACUCAAGGGCUUAUUUUUGUGGUCGAUAGUAAUGAUCGGGAUCGUGUGGUUGAGGCAAGGGACGAGCUGCACAGGAUGUUGAAUGAGGAUGAGUUAAGGGAGGCUGUGCUCCUUGUAUUUGCAAACAAGCAAGAUCUUCCUAACGCCAUGAAUGCUGCUGAGAUCACUGACAAGCUUGGUCUUCAUUCUCUCCGCCAACGUCACUGGUAUAUCCAGAGCACAUGUGCCACCUCAGGUGAAGGGCUGUACGAGGGGCUGGACUGGCUCUCCAACAACAUUGCUAACAAGAGCACAUGUGCCACCUCAGGUGAAGGGCUGUACGAGGGGCUGGACUGGCUCUCCAACAACAUUGCUAACAAG
Messenger RNA from Ilex paraguariensis (yerba mate), 600 nucleotides. NCBI's taxonomy places the organism in Eukaryota, Viridiplantae, Streptophyta, Magnoliopsida, Aquifoliales, Aquifoliaceae. The record is from the annotation of a GenBank genome assembly.